Molecule: messenger RNA, 1680 nt
Organism: Andrographis paniculata
Lineage: Eukaryota; Viridiplantae; Streptophyta; Magnoliopsida; Lamiales; Acanthaceae
Product: 3-ketoacyl CoA thiolase 1, peroxisomal-like
Exons: 15
Coding region: 145-1539 (464 amino acids)
Biological process (GO): phenylacetate catabolic process; fatty acid beta-oxidation
Cellular component (GO): peroxisome
Molecular function (GO): acetyl-CoA C-acyltransferase activity
Source: RefSeq, a predicted model, not a curated record
CAAAUUAGGUAGUCAAUAAUAAAUUAAUAAAUUAAUAUAUGAAGAACCGACCCCACUUCAAUUGACACUGCGACACAGUUUCUGCGGCAGCCAGGCGAGAUUUCGACGACGAUUCCCUUUUUGAAACGAAGACCAUCUUUUGAAAUGGAGAAAGCCAUCAACAGACAGAGAGUUCUGCUGGGGCACCUCAUCACUAGCCCGUGUUACGAUCGCCACUCUCGUGAAUCAUCAUCCCUUUAUCCUUCUGUGUGUUUGGCUGGUGAUGUUUCUGCUUAUCGUAGAACUGCUGCUUUUGGAGAUGAUAUCGUCAUUGUCGCAGCUUGUCGAACAGCCAUUUGCAAAUCUAGAAAAGGGGGAUUUAAAGACACUCUUCCAGAUGAUUUACUAGCUGCUGUGCUGAAGGGUUUGAUCGACAGAACGAAUCUGAAUCCAGCUGAGGUUGGAGAUAUAGUGGUUGGAACUGUUCUUGCUCCAGGUUCUCUAAGAGCUAUCGAGUGCCGGAUGGCUGCAUUCUAUGCCGGUUUUCCUGAUUCUGUACCGAUUAGAACUGUGAACAGACAAUGUUCCUCUGGCCUUCAAGCUGUUGCCGAUGUGGCUGCCUUCAUACAAGCUGGAUAUUACGAUAUCGGUGUUGCGGCCGGGUUGGAAUCCAUGACUGUGGAUAAUGUCGACCCAUUGAAGACGGUUAAUCCAAAAGUUGAGAUUUUCGCUCAAGCCCGCGAAUGCCUUCUUCCGAUGGGCGCCACUUCUGAAAACGUCGCAGAACGCUAUGGAGUGACGCGCGAAGAGCAAGAUCAAGCUGCGGUCAUCUCCCAUGAGCGCGCUGCAGCUGCUGCUGCCUCCGGGAAAUUCAAAGAAGAAAUAGUUCCGGUUUCUACAAAGAUUGUCGACCCGAAAACUGGCGAGUUGAAGCAGGUUACGAUCUCAGCCGACGAUGGCAUUCGCCCGGGAACGAAUAUGAGAGAUCUGGCGAAACUGAAACCUGCAUUCAAGAAGAAUGGAACGACAACUGCUGGGAAUGCGAGCCAGAUCAGCGACGGUGCCGGGGCAGUUCUUCUCAUGAAACGAAGCUUGGCGAUUCAGAAGGGACUUCCGAUCCUCGGAGUAUUCCGGAGCUUCGCUGCCGUCGGGGUGGAACCGGGCGUCAUGGGCAUCGGCCCUGCGGUUGCGAUUCCCGCCGCCGUCAAGUCAGCUGGUCUGAACCUAAGCGACAUCGACCUAUACGAGAUCAACGAGGCGUUCGCGUCACAGUAUGUCUACUGCAUCAAGGAACUCGGGCUCGACGUUGAAAAGGUUAACGUCAACGGCGGAGCGAUGGCGCUCGGGCAUCCUUUGGGGGCUACGGGAGCGCGUUGCGUGGCUACGCUGCUUAACGAGAUGAAGCGCCGGGGUCGGGACUGUCGUUACGGCGUAAUAUCGAUGUGCAUAGGGUCGGGGAUGGGUGCCGCCGCCGUGCUGGAAAGAGGGGACGGCGCCGACGAGCUGUGUAAUGCACGCGCCGCCUCAGGCGGGAGGUUCUUGUCGAACGAUGCUAAGUGAAUUAUGUGGUAAAGUUGUGGUUGUGAGUCUGUGAGAGACGAUGUUAAGGUUGUCUUUCGAGCAUUGGCUUGUCAGAACAGUGAAAACUGAAACGGUUUAAUAAUAAUAAUGAUAAUAAUAAUAGAACUCUUCCUAAGAAGA